Messenger RNA from Triticum turgidum subsp. durum (durum wheat), 222 nucleotides. The record is from the annotation of a GenBank genome assembly. NCBI's taxonomy places the organism in Eukaryota, Viridiplantae, Streptophyta, Magnoliopsida, Poales, Poaceae.
AUGUCGACCAAGUUCACCGGAUUCGUCUCCAUCUCGACGCCGCGACAGGACCGAUCGCCGUCGGUGCCCCACCCCACGUCCAUGCCCGUGAAAGAUUGCCGGCUCUGUCUCGUCAUGGAGGAGACAGAAUUAGCUAUAGCAAUGAAGGCGGUGCGUACGGUGGAUCCAGGCGCCGACGAAAUCCGCAACUUUGUGAUCCACGUCCGCGCCAAAAUCAUGUAG